AUGGACAUAGAACAUGGUGUGAGGAUUAACUUUUCCAAAUCCAUAUAUCAGAAGGUCGCUCCUUCCGUCGGACUUCACCCUUUCGGGGAGUUGAACGACAUUGGAACCUUUGAAAUCCACCGCUGUCGUAUUCCCACAAAUCUUUUCAAGUCAAUUGUGAUGGACAUGGAUAACAUGUUAAUCGAAUAUGGCGCCCCCUUCGAUCAUGAGACGGAUACGGCGAGAUCGAGGUUCAUCUCUCCGAUUUUCAACCACCUCGUUAGCCAGUUCACUUUCAUGCUGAGGAAUCACCCAAAGAAUAUGCUCGCUACUGUUGGUGCAAAAGAUCACAUCGGGAAUUUCUACAAAAUUUUUGGUGCUGUUGCGAUUAUUUCCGUCGAAAUGAUGCACGCCAGGAGAAAUAGCGAGGAACGUUUGAAGGGUAUUGCUCAGAUUAUGGUUGAAAGUAAUGGCUGCGACCUCGAGAACUACGCUCGUGGUUUUUCUCUACCUAUCCACUGCAUUUUCCACAAUGGCCCGUCCUUUGAAUUUUUCAAGUUUGAAAGCACGCCAAAUCCAACUUUUCUACGUGGCUGCUUUCAAGGAGAUCCGAAACCCUACCGGCAGGGCGUGUGGCUAGAGGACCUCGGCACCUUGGAAACUCCUCUUCCUUUCGUUCUCCAGCUUCGCUGUGUAUGCGAGACAAUAUUUGAUGUGAUGCUGAGCGCAUAUAUCGCAGGCUUGAAGGCAGGUUACAAUCACUCGAAAAACGAGGGGAAGACGGAGGGUUCGAGUUUCGAUGAAUGGGACCGGGCCCUUCGAUCCGCUGAACGUGCGCAGGCAACAUUUAGGAAGGCUGAGGUUCAGCGCCAGGAGGGUAAUAUUGUGUCUGCGGAUGCGACCGUUGACGAGGCUCUUCUUGCACUACAGGAGAGGUAUGCGUUCCACUCAUCUUACAGGAGCAGUGACUAUAUACAAGUCAGAACUCGUCAUGCCAGUCUGGGAUGA
This is a messenger RNA of Cantharellus anzutake, 987 nucleotides long. RefSeq lists its product as uncharacterized. The transcript is spliced from 4 exons. Lineage: Eukaryota; Fungi; Basidiomycota; Agaricomycetes; Cantharellales; Hydnaceae. The record is from RefSeq and is a predicted model, not a curated record. Bases 1 to 987 code for a protein of 328 amino acids.